Molecule: messenger RNA, 1452 nt
Organism: Dermatophagoides pteronyssinus (European house dust mite)
Lineage: Eukaryota; Metazoa; Arthropoda; Arachnida; Sarcoptiformes; Pyroglyphidae
Source: RefSeq, a predicted model, not a curated record
CUAACUUAUUAAACGAUUUCCUGGUCUGACUGUUCUGAGUUUUAUAAUAUACUCAUCCACAGUGAUAAUUCUCAAUAAUUUACCGAACCCUUUGUUCUUUGCCCAAAUUUUGUCACAUUUUUUCUUCUCGCUCGCAUCGGUGCUGCCACCAUGUCGAAGCGUACCAAAUCUGAUACUCGCAAUGCGAGUGUUUCAGACUCUGGUACCCAACGAACAAGUGAAAGCUCUGAUUCAAUUCUUGAAGAUUUGCUUCACGAUCCAUCAAUUAUCACUGAUUACAAUAUCAACCAAUGUUGCGACAUUCUUGAUUUGUUUAAAACAAUAGAUAAACGGUCAACAAACAAGUUUCUCGGAAUUAUAGAUGUGGUAUCUUCUGCCAUCAGGGAAAUGGCUGCCAAAUUCAAUAAUAUGGAAACCAUGCACAAUAUGCUCAAAGAAAUAAAAGAUAAUAUGGACAAAAAUAAAAACCAACAUCCAUCUCCCUCUUUUGCUCAGAUCGUCAAAAGAGAACCUUUCCCCUCCCCUCAACCGAUUUCAAGACAAGAAGAGAAAACAAUCAUUAUCAAACCAAGUAACGAAGCUCCUCCACAAAUAGUUGAGAAUAAAAUCAAAAACAUUCUUAAACAAGCUCAAAAUAAAAUAAAGAUCAACAAAAUUUUUAGCAAUCAAAAAUGUGUAAUAAUUAAAACACCCAACGACGAACAGAUCUCUGAAAGCUUAAUCAAUCAAAUCAAUUCACACGAAACAACCAAAGACGAAUGUAAUGCUUACGCACCAAAAAUGAGAGAUCCUACAAUCUUGGUCAAAAACGUAUCAUGUGAAACCGAUCUGGAUAACUUACCAAAAGAAAUAGUUGAAUGCAACGAAGAAUUAGCCGAUUCCAUAAAAGAAAUCGAUUUCUGUUUUGAGAUGAAACAUGGAGAUAGAACAGCAAAGCAUAUGAAUGUAGUUUUACGGGUAAGCCCCAGGGUUUAUCAUAUCAUCACGAGUAAACUUAACAAUAGAAUCUACCUCAAUUAUCAAUGUUGCCAAAUUCAAACAAAAUUAUUCGUCCGUCAAUGUCAAAAGUGCUUCCAAUUCAACCAUAAAUCCAAUGACUGCAAAAAUCAAAUUAAAUGCAAAAGCUGUGGUGUAGACAAAAAUAACAAUCAUUCUUGCCAAGGAAACAUCACAUGCAUAAAUUGUAAAAAUUCCGUUAAACACAAAAACAAUACUGAUCACCUACCAAAUACAGUUCAAUGCCCACUUUACAAAUUACAAUUGGACAGAUUAUAUGAACAGACUAAAUUUCUUCCUUAACCUUUUUUCCCCCUUUUUAAUUUAAUCAGAAUCCCCCUCUUCUAUCCUUUACAUUCAAUUCUGACAUUAUUAUAUUUCAACAACAAAACAUUCGCAAAAGUCUAAUAGCAACCAAGGAACUUUUACAUCACAUCAUUCACACCAGACCAGGCA